Messenger RNA from Stegastes partitus (bicolor damselfish), 2041 nucleotides. RefSeq lists its product as uncharacterized. NCBI's taxonomy places the organism in Eukaryota, Metazoa, Chordata, Actinopteri, Pomacentridae. The annotation marks the transcript as partial. Gene Ontology annotation, cellular component: membrane. The record is from RefSeq and is a predicted model, not a curated record. The transcript is spliced from 5 exons.
UAUGUGUCUACUGUUUUUACAGGGUCCAGUGCUGUGACUCAAGUGUUCGUGCAGAGAGGAAAAGAUGUUCUUCUGAACGUCACAGAAACAGUUGUUCUUCAGAAAGAUGAUGAUCUUAUCUGGAGAUUCAAUAAAACGAGCAACUUAGUAAGAUUUAUUCCUGGGGGAAAGACAACAAUCUUUACUAAUUACAAGGGAAGGGCUGAGUUUUUUGAACAAAAUCACUCUGUGCAACUGAAGAAUCUACAAGCAGCAGACAGUGGAGUUUAUGAUGCACGAGUGGUAGGGGAUAAAGACCGACCAGUAGCUGAAUACACCGUUACAGUUCAAGAUCCAGUGUCUGAAGUUGAGCUGAAUGUGACUCAAGAUGGAGGUGCCUCUGGGAGCCCAGAUUCUUGUAACGUCAAUGCAAUCUGCAGAACAGCGGAUUCUGAAAUCAGCAGCACUUUUAGAUGUGUUCAUCAAACCUGCUCUCAGGAUGAAGGAGAGCAAUCAACGGUCACAAACUCUGGUUCUUCUCUUCAUAUUUACCUGUCGGAUGUACUGAUCAUCUGCAACCACAGCAACCAGGUCAGCCGGACCAAAGCCACGAGAGAGAUUCAAGAUUUCUGCAAACUAGAUCCUGUGAUUCAACCACUUUACAUCUAUGUUACUGUUGGGAUUGUGAUUGUGCUUGUUGUCCUCAUCAUAACUGGAAUCUUUGUUUAUCGUCGAAUAAGCAGAACAUAUAACACAAAGAACAUUGAAAAUACAGUGUAUGACACUCCUCAGGUCAUAACAGCCCAAACUCGGGAUGAUGCUUCACCCAAUGAUGCUUCAGGUCCUUCAUCUAUCUACAGCUGUGCAGGGUUUCCUACUAGAUCCACUGAGACAGAAGUCAAGCCUCCACCAGAGAGUAUAUACUCAACGGUACAAAAGCCAGCCAGAAAUCUGCAGGAACUGUAGUCCAGUGAUUCUCAACUGGUGAGUCACGACCCAAAAGCGGGUCACGGAUCUGUUCUGGCUGAGUCGCGGACAGCUGUUCAAAAAUUAAUAAUAUAUAAUACGCGUGUCAGGUUAGACUUGUUUUUCAUUUUGAAAAAACUUGUGUUUUGACAGGCAUGGUACCCAUAGUGUGUUUGAUGUUCAUUUUAAGUUUGUGUUGAUGUUGGCAUGCAAGAUGGCAAAGUGCAAAUAUGAUCCAGAGUAUUGAGAAUGUGGAUUUUUGUACUAGGGCUCGACUUGAACAGCCAAAUCACUGUGCGCUGUUCUGGAAUCGGGAUAGCAAUUUUGAUUUCUGAAUAUCUGAAUAUUCCCGCCUCCGCUGCCAAUGCAGCACUGUGACCAUCGGCCGGACCGAAUGCUCAGCACCCCCCCCGUCUGAAUAGUAAUAUAGUGAAAAUAUGUUGUUUUGUGCCCUUAUUUAUUUUGUGCAGUUUUUUACAUGCGGUUGUCAUGGUCCAGUUACUAUGCAUGGUUAUAUGCUCUGAAAUGCAUGUUGCACAGGAAAAUAUAUUGAAUAUUGAAUUCUGAAAAAAGUGGGUUGUGCCUUUGUGACCAUGGGAAAAUGUGGGUCCCAGGGUUAGACCAGUUGAGAACCUUGAUGCAGUCCACAUACUGGUCUUAUAUCUGUUUCCAGUUUGCUUCAAAAUGCUCGAGUGUUUUGCCCUGGUUGAUGCAAGGACACUUGGUCCAGUUUUCUCCCAAGUAAACCCAACAACCUGUCUUUUAGAUCCAAUUCCCACAUCACUUUUAAAAUCAUUUCAUGGAUUCUUUGAGGAACAGUUUUUAAACAUUAUGAAUUGCUCUCUUUCAACAAGUGUCUUCCCCACCGACUUUAAAAUGGUGGUGGUGAGGCCCCUUCUGAAGAAGAACAAUUUAGACCCCAUUGGUUUUAAUAUCUAUCGACAUGUAUCCAAUUUACCUUUUUUAAGUAACAUUUUUGGGGAAAAAAGUUUUUUUUUAACCAAAUGAAUGAUUUUUAAAAUCAGAAAUAACAUUUUAGAAAGACAUCAGUCUGGUUUUAGGAUGAACCGCAGCACAGAGACAGCACUUUUAAAGA